CUACCAUCUUAGAUUCUUCGUCUUCGCUCUUGGGCAACAGCUGAAGGUUGGGUGUGAUAUCGGAGGAGGAAGAACUAGGAAGUACACGUUAAUUUUCUAAUCAAACAGCCGCCAGAAUGCUAAGAACUUUAGUCUGCCGAAUCCAUUCAGUUGUUCGGAGUGUUGCCAUACAAAAUAUUGGGCGUACAACGUCAGUUGUACCUACCCGGUUGAUGUCGCAGCAUUCAACGGAAACAGACGAAGAAUUCGACAGAAGGUAUGAAGCCUAUUUUAAUAGACAAGACAUCGAUGGUUGGGAGAUUCGCAAAGCGAUGAACGACUUGGCAGGUAUGGACCUUGUACCAGAACCUAAAAUCAUCAGCGCUGCACUUCGAGCAUGUCGACGAGUAAGCGACUUCGCUCUGGCUGUGAGGUUCCUCGAGGCUGUUCAGUCGAAGUGUGGGGGUCGCGUCAAAGAGAUUUACCCAUAUAUUCUUCAGGAGAUCCGACCAACUCUAGAUGAACUGGGCGUCAGCACCCCGGAAGAAAUGGGUUAUCACAAGCCAGAGUUGGCUCUGAAGAAUGUGUAUGAAAUAUAGGCAAGUGCAGAGACAUAGAAAGUACUUAGUUGGAAUGGUGAACUCUUAAUACUGCAAUAAAUUUCAGCGCAUGAAAGGCCCAUUAUGUGGGUCAGUAAUGUGGUAUGAAAGUUUUGCAGUGUACAUUUUCAUUUAAAUUAAAAGAAAAAAUGUAGCUGUAAAAAUAAACAACACAAAAAUUGAA
Messenger RNA from Zootermopsis nevadensis, 762 nucleotides. RefSeq names its product Cytochrome c oxidase subunit 5A (gene COX5A). The record is from RefSeq and is a predicted model, not a curated record. NCBI's taxonomy places the organism in Eukaryota, Metazoa, Arthropoda, Insecta, Blattodea, Termopsidae. Gene Ontology annotation, cellular component: mitochondrial inner membrane; respiratory chain complex IV. Gene Ontology annotation, biological process: mitochondrial electron transport, cytochrome c to oxygen.